AUGAACGCCCUCCACGUACAGAUCCCCCGCUUUUCACUAUUGGGAGUGGUAUGGCUGGCCUUGGCAUCUGCUGCGGUGCCAGUGGCUUCUAUGGGCAUAUUCACAAAUUUCACCAUAGACGACAACUCAACUAGAUUUCAGUAUCUCCCCGAGGGUAGCUGGACACUGGGAUCGACCCCGUUCCUACAGCUCGAUCCCUUGCAAUUGUCUGCGGGCACUUGGCAUGGUGCGACGGGAAAUCCGCAGGAUACAAGCCUCAGAGAAAUACAUCUUAAUUUCACAGCGGUCUAUGUAUUCUGCGUUAUGGCUAACCAACCCCCUCAGGCUCCCGAGAAGCCGUUCGAUACUUUCGCGGCCUACAAAUUCCUCAUCGACGAUGUUGUCGUUGGUGAAUUCCGCCAUGAAGCAGAAGACACAACUGAAUAUUUCUAUAACACCCCAGUCUAUGUAAACACAAGCCUGCCGAACAAAGACCACCGCUUCACUAUCCUGCUCGACUCCGUCGACCGGCCUGCGUUGAUGUUGUUCGAUUAUCUUGUAUAUUCAACGAUGAGCUCCCCCUCCGCCACGCCAUCUGUGUCCUUCCCUUCCCUUAGAACGGAUGUCUUCAGUGUUGCGGACGACAUCUUCUCAGUGGUGACGAACAUAAUCGGCGAAGUGGUAUCAAAAGUUCGGAACGGCGUAACGCCAAGCGCAACAACGACACCCCCCGCCGUGACGUCCUCUCUCCCUACAUCUCAACACCCCGCCUCCCCUACGUCCUCGCAGCUCGCACUGACAACUUAUACUUAUACAAGUUCAGCGAGCAUCACCCCCACCUAUAUCACAAGCUCAUCUCAACCUUCCCCUUCUCUCGGGUCCGGAUCCGAUAAGAAUAUUGCACCAGAGACCGGGAAAUCGGACGACACCGUCGUCAUCGUGGGCGGCACUCUAGGGAGCAUUGUCCUUUUCAUAUUGGCGAUGAUAAUAGUUCUCCUCAUGCGUCGUACAUUGGCUACCAAAGACCCCCUCCAAGUGUGGCGCCCCUGGCGGCGCUAUGGCCACUUCAUGUCGUUAUCUCUCCUUAAUCGCUUGAGUGUCCACCCACUGAAUCCAGAAGAUGCAACGACUCCUCUCGGUCCACCCCCGAUCAACGCGCAAGGCGAGGUUCUUGGGCAGCAGCUGGGGGCACGCCCCUCUGUGCCAGCUCUUGGCCCGCCAGCCACAAGGGAUUUGGACCAGUCACUCGUCGUCGCUCCGAACAAUGUGGAUCGACCAUCCCCACCAGCCAUUAUGGCGCCCUAUAACACAGACACAAACGACUGGCUAUCCGAUUACGGCUUGCCAGACGAGCCGCUGCCUGAAUAUGUUCCGUGA
Molecule: messenger RNA, 1356 nt
Organism: Pleurotus ostreatus (oyster mushroom)
Lineage: Eukaryota; Fungi; Basidiomycota; Agaricomycetes; Agaricales; Pleurotaceae
Exons: 4
Coding region: 1-1356 (451 amino acids)
Source: RefSeq, a predicted model, not a curated record